AUGAGUGGUAUGAUAGCCACUUUUGCUAUACUCAUUAGUUAUUGUGGAACUCUAAUUUCGCUGAGGAUCGGACUCAAAUUGGAUGCAGGUAUUGAGCGCAUGCAGACUGCGGACUCGAAAAGCAAUGCACUGCCGGCAGCGUGCAGAUUGCAUACGGGAAGGGGUGGUACGGGCCGGGUCCUGUAG
Molecule: messenger RNA, 186 nt
Organism: Bipolaris maydis ATCC 48331
Lineage: Eukaryota; Fungi; Ascomycota; Dothideomycetes; Pleosporales; Pleosporaceae
Source: RefSeq, a predicted model, not a curated record